This is a messenger RNA of Babesia sp. Xinjiang, 579 nucleotides long. RefSeq names its product GTP-binding protein SAR1A. Gene Ontology annotation, biological process: vesicle organization; endoplasmic reticulum to Golgi vesicle-mediated transport; membrane organization. The transcript is spliced from 2 exons. Gene Ontology annotation, molecular function: GTPase activity; GTP binding. Bases 1 to 579 code for a protein of 192 amino acids. Gene Ontology annotation, cellular component: endoplasmic reticulum exit site; COPII vesicle coat. Lineage: Eukaryota; Apicomplexa; Aconoidasida; Piroplasmida; Babesiidae. The record is from RefSeq and is a predicted model, not a curated record.
AUGAUGAUCAAAAAAACCCUUAUCGCGUUCGGGUGGCUGAACAAGGAAGGUAAAAUCGUUUUCCUUGGGCUGGACAAUGCCGGCAAAACGACCUUACUACGCAUGCUCAAGGACAACAGGCUUGCCUGCCACACCCCGACUGUGCACCCGCACAGCGAACAACUGACAUUAGGCAAGGUCAACGUCACGGCCUUCGAUCUCGGUGGCCACGAGACUGCUCGUCGUGUAUGGAAACAGUACUGUGGUAACGUUGACGCUGUCUGCUUCCUGAUAGAUGCGUCCGACCGUACUCGUUUCCAAGAGUCCGCCGAAGAACUUCGUGCACUAAUCAACCAAGAGGAACUCUACCACAAACCAUUCGUAAUACUGGGCAACAAGAUCGACAAACCAUCGGCUGCCUCUGAGGAGGAGCUUAGGUCACACUUGGGUCUCCUAGCCGGAGAAACAUACGGUAAAGACUGUGGGCCUGGUCGUUGUGUUCGUCCCAUCGAGGUCUUCAUGUGCAGUGUUUUGCGUAAGCAAGGCUACGGUGAAGCCUUUAAGUGGCUAGCCCCCUUCUUGCAGGAUUCUAACAAUUGA